Molecule: messenger RNA, 930 nt
Organism: Moesziomyces antarcticus
Lineage: Eukaryota; Fungi; Basidiomycota; Ustilaginomycetes; Ustilaginales; Ustilaginaceae
Product: mediator subunit med7
Exons: 2
Coding region: 1-930 (309 amino acids)
Biological process (GO): regulation of transcription by RNA polymerase II
Cellular component (GO): core mediator complex; mediator complex
Molecular function (GO): transcription coregulator activity
Source: RefSeq, a predicted model, not a curated record
AUGAACGGCGAGCACGAAGAGACAGCCGCCCAGCAGCAGCACCAAGAUGGCGCCGGCGAUGCCGCCGCUGCAGGUCCGUCCAACGCGAACCAGGUCAGCACCUCGUUCUUCCCGCCACCUCCGCAGAUCUACAAAAAGUUCACCAAGCGCAACCUGCGGUACCUGGAUGCGCUCAACGCGCACAAGCUGGGCGAAGACGAGCCGAGCUGGGACUCCCUCACUCCCGAAGAACGACUGGGCCGCCAGACACGCAUCCUCGAAAGCGUAGCUUCAUCGUCGAAGCAAACCGACGGCGACGACGAUGUCGAGAUGGGUGCUGCGGAUGGCGCUGCAGCAGAAGCCUCGACAUCGUCGCUUCCAGACUUCGACCUGAAGCGAACGCUGGAGCCGCCCAACAUUGACUGGAUCGAGGAGGACGGUGGCUACACGGUGUUUGGGCAGCUGUGGCCGAUUCCGGACGUGACGCCGACACUGGAGCAACUCGGCAUCCCCGUGCUGUACCCGCUCGAAGGUACCGACCGCAAGGAGCUGCUGUUGACGCUUCUGCAGACGCUGCUGCAAACAUACCGAGAGAUCACCGCCGACCUUCUCAAACCUGCGCAGCCGUACGAUGUGUGGGUGGCCGCAGUGCCGGACCCGAACCUGCUGCCCGAACAGCAGCAGCAGCAGCUGGCGGGGAAUCCCGGAUUCUGGACGCAGUCGACCGAGGCCAAGGAUCGACUCAAGCACAUGCAGAAUGUGGUGGUCAACAUGCAGUUUUUGAUCAACGAGCUGCGGCCCGUGCAGGCCAAAGAGACGCUCAAGCUCAUCAUGCAGAUGCAGCUCGAGCGUCGCAAACAAGAGACGCAACUCAUACGCGAACGAUGCGCCAGCAUGCGGGCACGAGUUCAGCAGCUGCGAACCAUGCUCGCCCAGCAACCCAGCGACUGA